AUGGAGACGACGAUCACGUCAUUAGUUUGUACAGCGACCGUUAUUUUAUACUUAAUUAAUGGACCUUCUGUGGAUGGUGCUCUGAUAAACGCAGAAAACGUAUGCCCAGUAGAAGAAGAGGCUGAAGAAUUAAGCUUGCAGAGACAUGAGCAAACUGUUGUGUUGCAUACCACACAACCUUGCUGGGAUGUUUCACAGGGAUUUCGCUGUAAAGUUAAGACUAAUGGAACAAAGAUCUCAUAUAAAGCUUUGCCAAAGAAGAAGAAAAUAAUUGCAUACAAAUGCUGUUCUGGAUAUUACGAAACACGGCUGGAAACCUGUGAAGUUUGCUUGGAGGGUUAUUAUGGUAGUAACUGCAGUUUACGUUGUAACUGUUCGGAAAACGAAAUUUGUGAUAAUGUUGUUGGAUGCUGCGACCAACACAAAAAACCGUGUCGUGUUAUACGAAGUGCUGCAAUGAAAGAAUAUGAUGGAAGUAACAGUUGGGUGUUUCCCGCUUUGCUAGCAUCGUUGUUGGCUGUUGUCUUGUUAUCAUUCGGAACUGUCUUCUAUCGAAGAAAGUAUAAGAAGGAAAAGGAUCCUGAUCUUCCAACUCUUACUUAUUAUCCGCAUGUCAAAGAACUUUUAACUCAUAAUGAAAUUGAAACACGAGAAUUCAACAAUCCAAUGUACCGCAGAUCAGCUAUUGAAGCAAUGCCGAUAAAAAUCCCAGAUGAGCCAGUGCCUAUGGCUAAAAGUGCACAGCUAAGAAGUUCUUCGGUUACACACGAAUAUGCUACCUUGGAUUACGCCAUACCACCAAGUCCAUAUGAGGUUCCACUACAUUCAACACCGUCACCAACUGAGCGGUCCAUUGAAAAACUAGGAAAUGAAGAGAAAGAAUAA
Molecule: messenger RNA, 885 nt
Organism: Acanthocheilonema viteae
Lineage: Eukaryota; Metazoa; Nematoda; Chromadorea; Rhabditida; Onchocercidae
Source: the annotation of a GenBank genome assembly